UAAGUGGUAGUACGAGUUAGAGAGAGAAAGAAGAGAGAGAAUAGGGACAGAGUUGUCAUUUUCGAAGACCUACCUUUUUCCUUGUAUAUAUAAGCAGAGUGUGGAUGACAUUGAUGGGGUUUUCCCAAAGAUUGAAAAUUACAUAUUUAUUAAUUUAUAUUUCGUUUUGCAAUUCUCUCAACCUCUUCGUCUCAACUGGACUCUCUCUCUUUCUCUCUCUUCUUUCAAGCCCUCCCCCAAGAAAAGCAGGGAGUGGACCAGCGGUGGUUGUACGGUUUCCGGCGUUCCUCCGGUAGAUAUUUUCUGAGUCAUCAUUAUGGUAAGAAAGAGGAGAACUGAUCAUCCUGGUGGGGGUGAGAGCUCUGAACCUCAGGAAUCUGGUGGUGGUAGUGCUGGUGGUCGUGGCUCUCAACGCCCUGCUGAAAGGAGUGGUGCUCAAAUGCAGCAUGGUGGUGGUAGUGGUGGAGGGUACCAAGGUGGUAGGGGUUGGGCCCCACAGGGAGGCCGUGGAGGCUAUGGCGGUGGUGGUGGCGGACGUGGACGUGGACAGCCUCAACAGCAACAGUAUGGUGGGCCUCAAGAGUAUCAAGGAAGGGGAAGGGGCGGGCCACCCCAUCAGGGUGGUCGUGGAGGGUAUGGACGUGGCCCUGGUGGUAUGGGCGGUCACCGUGGGGGAGGACCUACAGGUGGACCGUCCAGGUCACAAGAUCCCGAGCUGCACCAAGCAACCCCACCACAAUAUCGAGCUGGGGUCUAUCAUCAGCCUCUUUCGUCAGAGGUGAGUUCUUCCUCUGUGCCACCCGAGCCUUCACAAUUGGCACAGCAGAUUGAGCAGAUUGACCUACAGAAAGAUGCUCCUACUGGCCAAGAAAUACAAGCUGCGCCACCCUCAAGUAAGUCAAUGAGGUUUCCUCUUCGCCCAGGCAAGGGUAGCUCUGGCAUAAGAUGCAUUGUCAAGGCAAAUCACUUCUUUGCGGAACUCCCAGAUAAGGAUUUGCACCAGUAUGACGUCACAAUUACACCUGAGGUUACUUCACGAGGUGUCAAUCGCGCUGUUAUGGCACAGUUGGUGAGAUUGUACAAGGAAUCUCAUCUUGGAAGGCGGCUCCCUGCCUAUGAUGGACGAAAGAGUCUAUAUACUGCUGGACCGCUUCCUUUUGUUUCUAAGGAUUUUAAAAUAACUCUUAUUGAUGAGGAUGAUGGAACUGGUGCACAAAGGAGAGAGAGGGAGUUCAAAGUUGUUAUCAAAUUGGCUGCACGGGCUGACCUGCACCAUUUAGGACUUUUUUUGCAGGGAAGACAAGCUGAUGCACCACAGGAAGCACUUCAAGUCCUUGAUAUUGUUCUGCGUGAGUUGCCUACAACUAGGUAUUGUCCUGUGGGUCGAUCAUUUUAUUCUCCUGAUCUUGGUAGAAGACAGCCACUUGGUGAGGGUUUGGAAAGUUGGCGUGGAUUCUAUCAGAGUAUUCGCCCUACUCAGAUGGGGCUUUCUCUUAAUAUUGACAUGUCCUCCACUGCAUUCAUCGAGCCAUUGCCUGUAAUUGAGUUUGUAACUCAGCUUCUUAAUCGGGAUGUUUCUGCCCGACCGCUAUCUGAUUCUGAUCGUGUGAAGAUUAAAAAAGCUUUGCGUGGAGUCAAGGUUGAAGUUACCCAUCGUGGAAAUAUGCGUAGAAAGUAUCGUAUUUCUGGUUUGACAUCACAAGCAACAGGAGAGUUAACUUUCCCAGUGGAUGAUAGAGGCACUAUGAAAUCUGUUGUUGAGUAUUUCUACGAAACUUAUGGUUUCGUUAUUCAGCAUACUCAAUGGCCUUGUCUACAAGUAGGGAACCAGCAGAGGCCUAAUUAUCUACCCAUGGAGGUUUGUAAAAUUGUGGAGGGUCAGCGAUACUCUAAGAGGUUGAAUGAGAAGCAGAUUACUGCUUUGCUAAAGGUUACCUGUCAGCGUCCCUAUGAUAGGGAGAAAGAUAUUUUGCAGACUGUAGAACAUAAUGCUUAUGGCAAUGAUCCUUAUGCUAAGGAGUUUGGAAUCAAAAUCAGUGAGAGGCUUGCUCAGGUUGAGGCUCGCAUUCUACCUGCUCCCUGGCUUAAAUAUCAUGAUACAGGUAGAGAAAAGGAUUGCCUUCCUCAAGUUGGACAAUGGAAUAUGAUGAACAAGAAAAUGGUCAAUGGUGGUACGGUGAGCAAUUGGAUGUGCAUAAACUUUUCUCGAAAUGUUCAAGAAGCUGUUGCUCGGGGCUUCUGUUAUGAACUUGCUCAGAUGUGUUUUAUUUCUGGAAUGGCAUUUAAUCCAGAACCAGUACUCCCACCUGUUAAUGGUCGUCCUGAUCAGGUUGAAAAGGUCCUGAAAACUCGCUACCAUGAUGCUAUGAGUCGUCUUCAACCUCAAGGGAAGGAGCUGGAUCUGCUUAUUGUUAUUUUACCAGAUAAUAAUGGCUCUUUAUAUGGUGAUUUGAAACGAAUCUGUGAGACAGAUCUUGGCCUUGUAUCUCAGUGCUGUUUGACCAAGCAUGUCUUCAGAAUGAGUAAGCAGUAUCUGGCAAAUGUGGCCUUGAAAAUAAAUGUCAAGGUUGGAGGAAGGAAUACUGUUUUGGUUGAUGCCAUAUCAAGGCGUAUUCCUUUAGUCAGUGACCGUCCCACUAUAAUUUUUGGUGCUGAUGUUACUCAUCCUCAUCCUGGAGAGGAUUCAAGCCCUUCCAUUGCAGCUGUUGUGGCUUCUCAAGAUUGGCCUGAAGUUACGAAGUAUGCUGGUUUGGUUUGUGCUCAAGCCCAUCGACAGGAGCUCAUCCAAGAUCUGUUUAAAACAUGGCAGGAUCCUGUCAGGGGAACAGUUACGGGUGGCAUGAUCAAGGAACUUCUCAUUUCGUUCCGUAGGGCAACUGGACAAAAGCCUCAGCGUAUUAUAUUCUACAGGGAUGGUGUCAGUGAGGGUCAGUUCUAUCAAGUUUUACUUUAUGAACUUGAUGCCAUUCGCAGGGCUUGCGCUUCACUAGAACCAAACUACCAGCCUCCUGUGACUUUUGUUGUUGUUCAGAAGCGUCAUCAUACUAGGCUGUUUGCCAACAAUCAUCAUGACCGGAACGCUGUUGACAAAAGUGGAAAUAUAUUGCCAGGUACUGUUGUGGACUCCAAAAUCUGUCAUCCAACGGAGUUUGAUUUCUAUCUCUGCAGUCAUGCUGGAAUACAGGGUACUAGCCGGCCUGCACAUUAUCAUGUUCUGUGGGAUGAAAACGAGUUCACUGCUGAUGGGUUGCAAUCUUUAACCAAUAAUCUUUGCUACACGUAUGCAAGAUGCACCCGAUCUGUUUCAAUAGUUCCUCCUGCGUACUAUGCCCAUCUUGCUGCUUUCCGAGCUCGGUUCUACAUGGAGCCAGAGACUUCGGACAGUGGAUCAAUGACCAGUGGCGCUGCUGCUGGCCGUGGAGGAAUGGGUCCAGGUGCAGGUGGACGUAGCACAAGAGCCCCCGGCGUAAAUGCUGCAGUGAGACCCUUGCCUGCCCUGAAGGACAAUGUCAAGAAAGUGAUGUUCUACUGUUGAUGCUUCUCCAAAUUUUAUCUUUGUUCUAUCCCAACCUACAAUUAGUUUCUUACCUUAGUAAUGUGAGAGAGAUCUGGUAUUUUUCUUUUCUAAAAAGGAUUGCCACUUUUACUGCAACUUGUCUUGUACGGAUGUUAAACUGAGUUUAGCUAUUCUACGACACUGUUUAACGUUUGGUCAAAACUAGAAAAGUUGGAUUCAAUGUUUGGUGGCGGUCCACCAAAAGGUCGUACCUGUGUUGUUCAGGUGGAGGCCCCCCUUUGAAAUCUUGUUGCAUGAGUUUUCUUGUU
Messenger RNA from Cannabis sativa, 3825 nucleotides. RefSeq names its product protein argonaute 1. The record is from RefSeq and is a predicted model, not a curated record. Gene Ontology annotation, cellular component: cytoplasm. Gene Ontology annotation, biological process: regulatory ncRNA-mediated post-transcriptional gene silencing. Lineage: Eukaryota; Viridiplantae; Streptophyta; Magnoliopsida; Rosales; Cannabaceae. The transcript has 22 exons. Gene Ontology annotation, molecular function: protein binding; RNA binding. The coding region runs from base 317 to 3535 and encodes 1072 amino acids.